AAGCAACUAGGAGAAAGUGAUAAGCCUUGUGAGGUGUUGAAGACAGCUUUGCCCCAAGGGGAGAUCAGUGAUGGCCUCAGCCUCAAUGCUCUCGUCUCCAGCCGUCCGGGCUACCCCGGCUCAGGCCACCAUGGUCGCCCCAUUCACCGGCCUCAAGUCCACCUCGGCUUUCCCGGUCACCCGCAAGUCGAGCGAGGACAUCACCUCUCUUUCCAGCAAUGGCGGAAGAGUCCAAUGCAUGCAGGUGUGGCCUCCGAUUGGCAAGAAGAAGUUCGAGACGCUGUCCUACCUCCCUCCCCUCUCUCCCGAGUCCUUGGCCAAGGAAGUCGACUACCUUCUUCGCAGCGGAUGGGUUCCCUGCCUCGAAUUCGAGCUCGAGCACGGGUUCGUGUACCGCGAGCACCACAGCUCCCCCGGGUACUACGACGGGCGCUACUGGACAAUGUGGAAGCUCCCCAUGUUCGGGUGCACCGACUCGGCCCAGGUGUUGAAAGAGCUGGAGGAGGCCAAGAAGGCUUAUCCCACGGCGUUCAUCCGGAUCAUCGGGUUUGACAACAAGCGCCAAGUGCAGUGCAUCAGCUUCAUCGCCUACAAGCCCCCGGGCUUCUAAUUCCGCUCACCUGCUUGUGCUGUGAACUUUUCUUUGGAGCUCUUUGGAGAUCGCUUUUGCUUUCGCUUUGCCUGUUGCAGUUGUUGUGUUUUUCCCUUGUGGCGUCUUUGUGAUGAUGAAUCUGGACCACCCGGAAUGAUAGAAGGGCCUCGAUGUACAUAAAUGAGUAAUCUAAUGUCAGAUCAAGUCCUUUUAUCACAAUAAA
This is a messenger RNA of Eucalyptus grandis, 815 nucleotides long. RefSeq names its product ribulose bisphosphate carboxylase small chain 3B, chloroplastic. Bases 71 to 610 code for a protein of 179 amino acids. The transcript is spliced from 3 exons. The record is from RefSeq and is a predicted model, not a curated record. NCBI's taxonomy places the organism in Eukaryota, Viridiplantae, Streptophyta, Magnoliopsida, Myrtales, Myrtaceae.